AUGUCGAUAAUUUCCAAGCCAGAUACACGAUGCAGUGCUCAGGAAGCUGGUUCGCCAAUUGGUUUCCAGCAUCCUUUUGACUUUGCCUUGCUGCGCAAGCUUCACAUUGUAGUUGCCGGUGUAUAUUUUGUGUUUAAUAGCUCUCUUGGAUCUUCAAUUGCAUCUGGAGCCAGCGAUGAGCUUGCCGAUUAUUUCAAUAUCCCUAACGAUGGUAUUAAAAUUGUGCUUCCAACCUCCCUUUACAUGGCUGGUUUUGCCAUUGGUCCUGUGAUUUUCGGUCCCUUGAGUGAACACUUUGGUCGAAAACCCGUUCUCGUAACAACUUUCUCUAUCUAUCUCAUUUUCAUGAUGGCAUGCGCAUUGGCGCCGAACUUUCCAGCCCUUCUUGUCUUUCGAUUCUUCUGCGGAUUGGGAGGAUCAGCACCUAAUGCUGUGCUUGGUGGUCUUUUCUCCGACAUUUACGGAAAUCCCCAUCACCGCGGAUUGGCCAUGUCAUGGUUCAUGUUUGCAACCACUUUCCCGCCACUUUUAGGUCCCAUUAUCUCCGGUUUCAUUUCCACCAUCUCAUGGAGGUGGAGCUUUUGGGCUGGUCUCAUCAUUGCCGCCCCUGGGUUUCCUCUUCUGGUUACGAUGCCUGAGACGUAUGUGCCGGUCUUGCGCCAGAGGAGCGAAAGGCUCGACGAGAAAGAGGGAUAUGUACAGAAACCUGCACAAUCUCUCUCCAACGAGCUGUUCAUCAUUCUCGGUCGUCCUUUCCUCAUGUUCACACGAGAGCCGAUCGUCUUCUGCUGUUCACUUUACCUUGCCCUCAUCUAUUCGAUUUUAUACCUUUACUUUCAGGCAUACCCCAUUAUUUUCCAAGAUUUGUAUGGUCUGUCAGCAGGCAUAGGCGGACUAGCUUUUCUUCCAAUCCUUCCCGGUUCAAUCCUCGCAUUUGUCGUUUUUUUCCUAUACAGCGGAUACCACAGUAAGGCCCUGGCUGCCGGCCACAGCUGGGCAAAAUUGGAAGAAUACCGCCGCCUCCCCUUGGCCUGUGUUGGAGCUCCAGGUAUCCCAAUCGCCCUGUUCUGGCUUGGAUGGUCUGCAAAACUCUCCAUCAGCCCCGUCAUGCCCAUGAUGUCAGGAAUAUUCUUCGGAUUCGGCUAUCUGCUGAUCUUCAUCGCACUGCUCAAUUACCUCACGGACGCGUACAAGCAAUUCUCGGCGUCAGCUUCUGCAGCAGCAAGUACAUUGCGAUCCUCUUUUGCCAUCUUCCUUCCUAUGGCUGCUACCCCCAUGUAUACGAAGCUGGGGAUCGACUGGGCGAACUCGCUGCUCGGAUUCUUUUCCAUAGCAAUCGCCGUGGUUCCAUUUGUUUUCAUUAAAUAUGGUGCUUGGAUUCGGGCAAAUAGUAAAUUUGCACAGCAGGCUCAAUAG
Penicillium odoratum is the source of this 1416-nucleotide messenger RNA. RefSeq lists its product as uncharacterized. The transcript has 5 exons. The record is from RefSeq and is a predicted model, not a curated record. The coding region runs from base 1 to 1416 and encodes 471 amino acids. Gene Ontology annotation, biological process: transmembrane transport. Gene Ontology annotation, molecular function: transmembrane transporter activity. Lineage: Eukaryota; Fungi; Ascomycota; Eurotiomycetes; Eurotiales; Aspergillaceae.